Messenger RNA from Aspergillus affinis, 1848 nucleotides. RefSeq names its product VPS28-domain-containing protein. Gene Ontology annotation, molecular function: protein-containing complex binding. The transcript has 6 exons. Gene Ontology annotation, biological process: protein transport to vacuole involved in ubiquitin-dependent protein catabolic process via the multivesicular body sorting pathway. The record is from RefSeq and is a predicted model, not a curated record. The coding region runs from base 1 to 1848 and encodes 615 amino acids. Gene Ontology annotation, cellular component: ESCRT I complex. NCBI's taxonomy places the organism in Eukaryota, Fungi, Ascomycota, Eurotiomycetes, Eurotiales, Aspergillaceae.
AUGUAUGCUCAGCGUCCUCUGGCGUAUGCGCCGACACCAUAUAGCUACACCCCUAAUCCGGCGCUGUCAGCGUCCAUCAAUCUCGAUGAGGAAGUUAAACUCGCCUCGAGCUCUGCGGAACGCGAUCUCUACGAAUCCUUAGCCGAGAUUUACAGUAUUAUCGUGACUCUGGAUGGCCUAGAGAAGGCCUACAUUAAAGAUGUCGUGACAGAAGUCGAGUACACGGAAACAUGCACUCGCCUACUAAAGCAGUACAAGUCUAGUCUAGGUGAUGAUGCAGUCGCGAGGGAGUUUGUCGAUCUGGAAACAUUCAAGCGGACGUGGGGCCUCGAAUGCCCUCGUGCUACAGAACGUCUACGCAUCGGUCUCCCCGCGACGGUCGAACAAGCCUCCCACUCUACGCCGGCAGCCAACAUGGGCGCCGCAGCAGCUGGUCCUGCGGCGGGCGCCUCGGGCAGUCUGAUUUUAACGGCCACGGAGAACUUCAUCACCUUCUUAGAUGCGCUGAAACUAAACAUGGUCUCCAAAGAUGCUUUGCAUCCGCUGCUCUCGGAAGUUAUCCAGUCGGUUAAUAAGGUGACUGAUGGGGACUUUGAGAACCGAGGAAAGAUCAUCCAGUGGCUGAUCGCUUUGAAUCAAAUGCGUGCGACGGAAGAGCUGAGUGAAGAACAAGCCAGAGAACUGGCGUUUGAUAUCGAGCAGGCAUAUCAAGGUUUCAAGUCCACAUUAGGAUCUGGUCCUGUCGGCGCGCCCAUCUUGGAACUUAUAACACACACUUUUGCAUUUGCUCUGCUACAUUCGCCCAACAUGAUCAGUGCUGAACCCGAGGAGCCUCUCCAUGUGCUCGACAUGCCUCAAAUCCAUACCAAGCCUUCCGGCACCGAGAUCCUACGAGCCCUCGACCUCCUAGCCAUUAAACCACGCACUUUCGGCACGACUUCUAAAAUUCAGGAAGCGGCGAAGGUUCGCAGCGUUCACCCGGCCGGUAUAACCCGUUAUCUAACAACGAUCAUCUCGAGUCCGCUUUCAUGGCUCGAUACCGACGAAUUGCGAGAGGCAGUCUGGGAUGCCACCUCGGCUCGACUCAGCGAGCGGUGUGGCCGAACUGCAAUGCCUGCCAUGUCCCGAGUCUUCACUGUGCAAAACCUCUCGGGCGAAGAACUUACCUUGACCCUGCACGAGCCCUCCUUGACCGCUGAUAACCUGGGAAUGAAAACAUGGGUGUCCUCAUAUCUCCUCUCCCAGCGACUUCACUCCGUUCUGGAGUCCACACCGCCGUUGGUCCCGUCCACGGCCACGAUCCCGAAGACCGACCGGACUCUGCGCGCGCUGGAACUGGGAUCGGGGACCGGACUCGUGGGACUUGCCUUUGCCGCCAUCCACGGAGAGUCCGCUUCCGUCCAUCUCACCGAUCUCCCCGUCAUUGUUCCCAAUCUGGCCCACAAUGCAGCUCUCAAUGUCGAACUGUUGACCACAUCCAAUGCACGAGUCACGACGGGAGUCCUCGAUUGGUCCGUUGAUCCCGAGCCGCUCCCAACCCCCGAGGAGAAAUAUGAUCUCAUCCUAGCCGCCGAUCCUCUAUACUCGCCCAAACACCCAAAAUGGCUGGUUGAUACGAUCGGUCACUGGCUCAGUCCCGGACUCGAUGCUCGGGUCGUCGUCGAGAUGCCGCUGCGGGAUGCAUACCUACCCCAAGUGCAGGAGUUCCGACAACGGAUGACAGAUAUCGGGCUAGCGGUGGUCAGCGAGGGGGAAGAGACCGGGUAUGACGACUGGGAGUCGGCGGACGGGGGAGCGCUUGCAGUCCGGUGUUGGUGGUCCAUCUGGGGGUGGAGCGAGAAGCUCUAA